Messenger RNA from Anthonomus grandis grandis, 1395 nucleotides. RefSeq lists its product as uncharacterized. Bases 80 to 1282 code for a protein of 400 amino acids. Gene Ontology annotation, molecular function: single-stranded DNA endonuclease activity; metal ion binding; RNA endonuclease activity. The transcript has 2 exons. Lineage: Eukaryota; Metazoa; Arthropoda; Insecta; Coleoptera; Curculionidae. Gene Ontology annotation, cellular component: mitochondrial inner membrane; nucleus. The record is from RefSeq and is a predicted model, not a curated record. Gene Ontology annotation, biological process: apoptotic DNA fragmentation.
CUUAGGUUAUUUUUGACAAUUAUUCAUUCCAUAUCAAAAUUCCAGUAAAUUUACCCAUUAGUCACCAAAAUUCCAUAAAAUGUAUCUAAUAUUCACCACAAUAUUUAUUAUAAACCAAAUAACAAUUGUCUCUGCAGAUUGCCAAAUAAACCCCCUUCAAAUCCAACCCUGUCCUCUGAUAACUAACAAAAAUUCCCAAGUUAUUUAUCCAGACAGUAGCACUCACUUGACUUCCAUAGAAACCCUUGACAAAAUCAACAUUGCUUGCCCUGGAAACCACUUGAUGCACCAAGGAGUUCCCAUUGGUGAAUCCAUAGAGGUCACAUGCGAAACCGGUGAAACUUUUAAGUACCAAGAGGAAAAUGUUAACUUUUACUCCCUAAGAUGUGAAAGUAUACCAAAAAACAUUGUAAGGUACACUCAUAAUAAAUGCCUUGAAGGUGGAGAGGAGAUAGAAAUAGGUUAUGAACUUACCGAUAAGGGAGAUGGGUUUAUAAGGCAAAUUAAAAUAUGCUUUAAUAGUCUUACACUUAUUCCGUUGUAUUCCCAUUAUAAUUUAACAAAAACAAUUGGAUAUAGAGACAGCGGAGUUGCCAGAGUGUUCUUUGAGGAAAACGGUUUUUAUCCCACCUCGGCAAACUUGGAUACUUUGUACCGCAAAGAUUUCCAGAGGAGCACCAUAAACAACUUGCUAAGCUUACCUAAUAAUUCUUUUAAUUACAUAAAACCUUCGGGAGAAACGUUUAUCAACAGGGGACACCUGACUGCCAAAGGAGAUUUCGUGUAUGCUUUCCAACAAUUGGCGACUUUCCAUUACGUCAACUCUGCCCCGCAAUGGGCCAGUUUCAAUGGAGGAAACUGGAACGAGGUGGAAAUUAGCGUAAGAGACUACGCAAACCGUUACAAAGCAGACUUGCAAGUUUUCACUGGGGUCCAUGGAGUAUCUUCUUUGUCAAACCAAUAUGGAAAAACCGACUUAUACUUGCACACCAUUAAAGGAAAAAUGCUACUGCCGGUGCCUCGACUAUUUUGGAAACUCUUAUACGAUCCCGAGAGGGAUGCGGGAGUCGUCUUGAUAGGAGUGAAUAAUGCCCAUGAGUUAGACGAAGGUAGAGAUAUCAUUUGCAAAGACGUUUUUAAUAAAAUUUCAUGGCUUAAUCGAAAACUGGAAAGGCAACAUCAUGAUAUUGGGUUGGGGUAUGUUUAUGCUUGUACAGUUUCGGAUUUUAUGGAGGUUGUAAAUACUUUUCCCAGAAUAACUGUAAGUACUUUGCUCACUUAGGCUAGUAAUAAAUCGCGUUUUCAAUUCAACAACAAUUUUCAACUAGUCCCUAAGUUAUAAUUCCAUUAAAAAAGGAGUUGUUAAAUAUAAUUAAAGAUUAUAAGUUAAAGAAA